AUGUCGGUGCGCGCACAUCUGGCGCAUGCGCAGAUAUACGACAAUUCCGUGUACACGAGGAGCGUCGGCCUCGCUGCCUUUACGAUCCUUGUCUACGACCACCUCAUCACGCUCGAGGACGAGAUCGAAUUCAUCUGGAAAGGGAGGAAGGGACCUAUCAUCUGGCUGUUCUUCCUCAACCGCUACCUGGUGCCCUUGUCAUUCAUCAUCAACAUAUUCGCUUACUUCAGCCAUGUUUGGGACUAUGAUACCUGCAGCCAGUUCGUCGUGUACGAGGGAUCCCUGACUAUGAUCGGCAUCUCCAUUGCCUCUCUCAUGAUCGUCAAAGCGCUGUACUAUAAUCGCCGCUUCGUCUACUACGCCGUCUUCUGCCUCUGGCUCGUCUUUGUCGGAGUCAACAGCUGGUUGCUGACAAGCGCCACGCCCGUCUACCUCAAAGCGCCCAACGUCAUAUCCUGCACGAUGAUCUUUGGCACCGAAGUCGGCUGGGCGGCGUCUGCCUCGGCCUGGCUCCCCCUCUUGUACGACACGACCGUAGUGAUCCUCACGCUCAUCCGCACCGUCUCGCACGCCCGGCACCGUGGCUACUCCGACAUCGUCUCGGAGCUCCUGCGCGAAGGACUGCUCUACUACUCCAUCAUAUUCUCCGUCACGCUCGCCCUGACGAUUAUGAUCAUCGUCGCCGACCCGUCCGUACGCAACAUCGCCGCGCAGCUCGAGCUGUGUCUGACGGCCACGAUGAUGAGCCGGAUCACGCUCGAUCUGAAGCGCUUCGCGCGCGGCGGGACGCUGGCGUAUCAGAAGGACCCGGUGCUGAAGAAGAGCUAUACGCUGCCGACUACCGUUCCGACGGAGUUCGAGGGCGAAGGGGCCGAGGGGAAGUACGUGGAGAGGCCGGAGAGGGCACAUACGCGUGCGAGGGAUAGUGUGGGCGAGGAGACGAGCUUUCUCGCGAUGGUUACGCGGGACCAUGAGAGCGAGGGUGAUGGGCGCGGGCAGGAGACGAGCUUCUUUGCGAUGGUCACGCGCGACGAGGAUCCGGAGGCGGGUCCAUCUUCGCCGUAUCCGUACGACGAGAAGGAGUCGCCGUCUGCGUCGCCUGUGUCGUCGCCGUCAAGGAAGGGAAAGGAGCGCGAGAUCGUGCCGAGCGCGAACGAGAGGGAGAGGGACAGGUGGGAUGCGGAGAUGAUGGAGACGCGCGAGGGGCGGCCGUUGAUGAUUGGGAGCGCGCAUGUCUAUGCGAGGAAGGAGGUCGCCGAUGCGGUCGGCGCGAGGAAUAGGGCGGCAGAGCUGCGUGAGUGGGCGGAACGCUUGGGCGCCGGCGAGAAGACGCCCGAGAUUGAAGCUGAAGACGGGCCUGCGUCAUCCAUGCUCGACUCUACUUCUCGCCUCCACGAUCCAGCGCUCAGCGAAUUCGGCCUACACGAUCCCCCGGCCGCGCGAAUACGAGGAGACGGAUAA
Peniophora sp. CBMAI 1063 is the source of this 1461-nucleotide messenger RNA. NCBI's taxonomy places the organism in Eukaryota, Fungi, Basidiomycota, Agaricomycetes, Russulales, Peniophoraceae. The record is from the annotation of a GenBank genome assembly.